Molecule: messenger RNA, 3486 nt
Organism: Phanerochaete carnosa HHB-10118-sp
Lineage: Eukaryota; Fungi; Basidiomycota; Agaricomycetes; Polyporales; Phanerochaetaceae
Exons: 5
Coding region: 55-1785 (576 amino acids)
Source: RefSeq, a predicted model, not a curated record
AACAGUGCAUGCACGACUGUACACAUUCGCUUUCUCUUCGUUAUUCUCAAUAAUAUGUCUUCUGCACUAUCAGAUACGACGCUAUCUCCAGCACCAUUCAGUCCUUUUUCAACGUACUCAGUCACCACUAGCGGCGCCACUUCCGAUGAUGCGCCUGACCUCGGUGCAUUUGCCACUGUAUUCCGCGAACUCAACCAUACCUACCAGAACCCACGCACGAAUACCCGACAACUAUCUGACAGCGGCGAGUCAGCACGCACACCAACAUCGACCUUUCUCCUAUCAGAUUAUGAAGCUCCGCCUGGUUCGACUGUGUGGACUCAAGGCCCCAUUGCUGAUUACCUCGAACAUACGGACUCCGAAGGCCAUGAUCAGACUUCGACGGAAGACGAUGCGGAGCCGCCGUCGAUAAAUCUCUCCAGUGUAUUCGGGUUCUUGGCUGAGGAGCGAGCGAAGCUAAUCGCGAUGAGGGAAGCCAGCACGGCGGCAGGGCGGAUUGCAGGACACAGCUCAUCAACGACCUCGGACGGCACCUGGCGACAUGUUGUCCCCACUCGUCGGCGCCGGCGCAAGCGAAAGCUCGACCGCUCUCAGUCAUUGCACAACCAGAUCCGCAAUCCCGUCAACGCAGACGCCACGACCGAAGAAGCUCAGGACAACGAUGAAGAAGACGAAGAAGAGGAAGCAUCGACCUCUGACCCUGGUGCUCCAGCGAAUUACUACGAAUCCACGCCUGCUUCUCCUCGUCCAAAGCCUCAUCGCCGGGAGCGCACAACAACCCACACCGUGCCAGAUGAAAGAGAAAGUCGCUUAACGAUACACCAAAGCCGAUCCACCCCAUCCCUACGACUGCAGGCUACGCUCCCCAUCGAUCCCCGUGUUCUUCAGCUGCGCAACCUCGCCCACAAACUGCGUAUGCUGUACCCGAAGGAUUCGAAAUAUCUUACAGCGGUUCUAUCCAAUGAUCAACCGGAUGGUUCUGAUUUCGUCGAUCCUAGAGGGCCAUCGCCAAGGCCGAAAGACACCCCAAUACAUGUUUUUGUUGAUUUCUCGAAUAUCAUCAUCGGAUUCCUCAUAUACCUCAAACGGCUCCGUAUCAACCGCAAAGUUAGACAUCUUUCGCAUGCAGCGCUUGCGCUGAUUCUGGAACGCGGCCGACCAGUAAUGAAACGGGUCCUGGCGACCUCUUCACCUCUUGUCCAGCCCGUGGACUCUGCAGAGCAGAUGGGAUACGACGUCUGCAUCCUACAGCGGGUACCAGACGAUGGCGAAGGCACAGACCGACAGCACUCCGGCAACAGUGGCGCGGAUAAUGCCCGCCCGCAGCACAUUAUACAUCACACCAAGCACAGCAAAGGCAAGGCACCACUCGUGAAAGGCCACAGCCGCAAGACGUCGUCCAUAAGUGGCAACGGCGGGAACUCGACCGAGUCCGACUCGAACGGCGCGAGCGCUGCACACGCGCCCUCUCCCGUGCGCAAACGCUACCGCGAACAAGGCGUCGACGAGCUGCUGCAGCUGAAGCUUCACCAAGCGAUCGCGACCACAGACGAUCCGCCGCCGGGCGCGACGAUCGUCCUCGCGACGGGCGAUGGCAACGUCGGGCAGUUCAACGAAGAGGGCUUCCUUGGCUGCGUGCGCCUCGCGCUCAAGAAGGGCUGGAAAGUCGAGCUGUACGCCUGGGAGGGUGGCCUCAGCAGGACGUGGAAGAAGGAAUUCGGUGGGAACAAGAAGUUUGAAAUUUACAUGCUCGACCGGUUCGCGAUGGACUUGCUGGAGCUUUGAAGGAAGCGUUAUACUUAAAGGACCCUCAGUCCAUCUCUCAAGCUAUGUGGAUCUCUGCACGCUGCUUUCUCUUUCGUCUCUUGCUCGGGCCAUUGGUUGCAUACGAGCUUCAUCUCGUCAAUGAGUAUCAUUGUUAUUGCUCUGUGUUCUUUGUAGUAGCACCCUAUAGUACUGUAUGUAUUUGUAUGUAAUACCCAAAGCUAAACGGAAGCCCACUACUCGUCUGCGACAAUGUACAGUAAUGGUACUUUGUACCUAUAAUCUGAACGUGGUAUUCGCGGUAUCGGCGGAACGUGAAGAUGCGCGAAGUAUUGGCAUACUCAGUCGUCCCUUGCUUUCUCGGGUUUCGAGAAGCCUAGUGGAUUCGCGUCGGAGAUCGAAGAUCCUCGAGGCCUACGAAACACGGGCGUACUAGAUGUUUGCUUCGUGCGAUCCCGCCAGUUUGAGGAUGCGUCGGCCACACUUGAGCUCGCCCGCCGAUGCUGGCCCGCAUAUUUCGCCGCAGACGCAUUAGCACUCGCAGACCCUGUUGUCUCGCGAGGCGACGGAGCGUCGCUGGGACUCGGAGAAGGGAAGUACUCAGAGCCUGAAGAUGGCGUCGCCGCCGCAGAUCGCCGCCAUUUAGGGACCUCUCCGUCACCUCCGUAUGUGCUCGCGUCGGGGGACUGCCCUGACAUGUGCACACGCACAGGUGGAGGCCUGCUAGAAUGUUUCUGACGCACAGACGUCGCAAGUGGCGCUGGGUGCUCGUCGUUGCUUCUAUUCAAUGCUUUGGUGAAGGAUGUGUAGAUGGCGUCGUACUGCUUCUGCCAGACUGGCUCGAAUAAAUCCAGAACGAAGCGGUGUUCGGCUGCAAACAGUUCUUCUGUUGUCUGCUCAGAGAACUGCAGCAGCCUCCGCCACUUUCUGUCUUCUUCGACCUCCUCGAGGUCGUCCUGCUCCUCUUCAGGUUGCUCAUCCUCCAGGUGGCCUACUUGUGCCAACGCAUUCUUCAGCAUAGGAACGUACUCGGCGAUCUGGUCGUCUGUAGCACAAAAAUCUGCGCAGAUGAGGUAGCAAGACGACCGCUCGCUGUGAAGUUUGCUGCCCUUCCCUGUCGUGAUUUUGCUGAAACAGCGCCGCAGCAACGCUAUAAUCUCGAUGAUCCAACUCCUAGUCUUGGUGUUGGUCACGAUUAUAGCGUCGCCGCCGCGCUGUAUGUUGCAUAGUAGGAUAAGAAGCUGACUGAGAGCCAGCUGUAUGCGGUAACUGGCGGGUACGCGACCUGCUAAUGUGGGGAAUGCUCCAGCGAUGAUGAGGUCGAAUGCGCGGCUGGACUGCUCGGCGUCGCCAAUAACUGGGUUCUCCCCCUUCGCGAUAGCAUCUUUGGCAAGAGACACGAUAUCAGCGAAGCAAAGUUCGUAACGCGGUUCUUUUAGGUGAGUCCCUUCUACAACCAUAGCCCACCGUGCUUCUUCGUCAGACAGCGUAAUACCGACCCCACGGGUCUCUUCGUUGCUCUCUAGAAGCCAGUUUGAAAAGCCUCCUGGAGAGCACCCAAGAUCGAGGAAUCGCUUCACGCUUCCUUGAGCGAACCGAAGCUUCUCCUCGGACUCCGCCAUCUGCGCGAACGCCCUCUGAUAGCUCCUCAGAUUAGCCAGCGGAUCUGUCGGCACGGUGGAGCGUAUCCUGUUGGCUUCGAAGCGUUCCUCAGUGGACGGA